Orbicella faveolata is the source of this 1354-nucleotide messenger RNA. RefSeq names its product phosphatidylcholine translocator ABCB4-like. Lineage: Eukaryota; Metazoa; Cnidaria; Anthozoa; Scleractinia; Merulinidae. Gene Ontology annotation, biological process: oligopeptide export from mitochondrion. Gene Ontology annotation, molecular function: ATP binding; ATP hydrolysis activity; ABC-type oligopeptide transporter activity. The record is from RefSeq and is a predicted model, not a curated record. Gene Ontology annotation, cellular component: mitochondrial inner membrane.
CAGGAGACCUUUUCGUCCGUAUCCACACUUGGUAUGGCUUUGUACAAUGGGUGGAAGAUGACACUUGUCGUGUUAGCUGGACUUCCAGUCAUUGGGCUGGCUAAUCGUAUUCAGCAGAAUGAAGCCGAUGCUACUGUUGAAUCAGAAGGAGUUGAAGAACUGCUCAAAACAAGCUUCAAGAAAAUGGAAACAAUUUCAGCCCUUGGAAUGGAAAACAAGUUCGCCAAGAAGUAUAAGGAUGCUAUCUUCGAAAAAUACAAGCAUGCGUUGAAGAAAGUCAUCGCCAGUGGUUUUGCCUUCGCUGUUGGACAAGCUAUGGUGUUUUUCAUUUACGCAGGCGCACUGAGGUUCGGUUGCUACCUUAUCAGCAUAGGAGACAUGGCAGCUAUUGAAGUCUUGGGUGUGUUAAUGACAGUGUUGUUCGGUUCUUAUGCUACGGCCAACUCGCGAGCACCGCCGCACGCGCAUGAAGACACCGAAGAAUCGCUGAACAGAUUGUUCGAGUACGAGGCAGCAAACGUGGAAGAUCACAUAGGUGAUAAGAUGGACGAAGUCGAAGGAAGCUUGGAAUUUAAACAUGUGGAACUGCCAGACCCUCUACACAAUGGCGCUCCAUUGUUGAGCCAGUUAAACGUGAAGGUCAGCAGUGGACAAACAUUAGCCAUUGUACCGCUGGACAACGAAAAAAUCAAUCCAUUUGAACUUUUGUUGGAACGUUUCUUUGAUCCUUUCAAGGGUGCAUUGUUCUUGGAUGGUGUGGACAUACGCAGUUUGGAACUUUCUUGGUUGCGAUCCCGGCAUGCAGUGGUGUCCCAUCGCUCGUUUCUUCCACAUUGUAGUAUUGCCGAGAACAUCGCUUAUGGUGACAACAGCAGAGAAAUAACGAGGCGCGAGAUUGAAGACGCCGCGUACUCAGCUUAUGCACAUGAAUUUAUAACGGAUCUAACAAAGGGCUAUGACACAGUCCCCAAUGAAGAUCAAAUCCAGUUGACCGACAGUCAGAAACUCAGGAUCGCUACAGCACGGGCUAUUAUCCGUGGACCAGCAAUCGUUGUGAUUGACGAGUUGGAACAGGAAGAUCAGGCUGUAAAUGACGCCAUACACAUCCUUUCUCGGAACAGAACUUGUCUUAUACUCACUCGACGGCGACAAACAGUUGAAGCAGCUGACCAGAUAGUUCUCAUGUAUCGCGGACGUGUUAUUGAACAGGGAACUCUUGAUGAACUUCUGGAACAAGGACGCCUGUAUCACUUGUUAACGAAUUUAGAAGACGUGGAGGACCUUUAGCUUUCUUUUAUAAUAAGUAAUUUUCGAAGCCAUUUUCGGAAAGCAUUUGUUAUAUUUUGGUUUCAGU